AUGUUGCAUAAGCUGAAAGAGGAUCUGAUGAGACUGCUGGAUGAGUUUACUGAUAUGCCCGUGGAGGGCUUUGGAGCUGCUCUGCUCAAGGGUUAUGGUUGGAGUGAAGGCAGAGGCAUAGGCUGCAAUGCAAAAGAGGAUGUGAAAGUGAGAAAGUAUAAAAGAUGGUCUGCAAAGGAAGGGAUUGGAUUUACUGCUGAAUUACCAAAUGAUACUAAAGUGCAUAAGGUUGAUGGUGGAGAAAAGAGUGAUAAGAAAAUGAAUGCCAAUGGAAAGGAGGAAAGAGGGGAAAAGGAAGGGAAAGGAUUGUAUGUGGGCAAGAACAUAAGGAUAGUUGGAGGUAGGGAAAUUGGAAUGAAAGGAAAGGUUGUGGAGGUGAAGAGCGGUGGGAAUAUGAUCAUUAGGCUUUCCAGUGAUGACAGGGAGGUAAUUGUCCAAGCAUCUGAUGUUGCAGAGUUGGAUUUUGUAGAAGAGGAGAAGUGUAUGAGGGAGUUGAAGAUUAAAGACAGCAAUAAAGAUUCAUCUAGUGUUAGACACCGUAGAGAAAGUAGAGAUGAAGUAUCGAGGGAUAGGGAAAUUAGGGAGGAAAGAUCAAGGGACAGGUGA
Messenger RNA from Ipomoea triloba (trilobed morning glory), 606 nucleotides. Its product is annotated as protein MOS2-like. Gene Ontology annotation, biological process: mRNA splicing, via spliceosome. The coding region runs from base 1 to 606 and encodes 201 amino acids. The transcript has a single exon. Lineage: Eukaryota; Viridiplantae; Streptophyta; Magnoliopsida; Solanales; Convolvulaceae. Gene Ontology annotation, molecular function: nucleic acid binding. Gene Ontology annotation, cellular component: spliceosomal complex. The record is from RefSeq and is a predicted model, not a curated record.